ACUUCGGGGUAUCUUCGGAGUUUCUCGUUCAGUGAGUAUCCCCACUCUCGCAGUUGUGUUUGGUAGCAUUUCCAGAAAGCGUCGCUGAGAAUCACUUUCAGUUGCCCUCAGUAGCUAAGAGAUCCUAAACGAGACGAAACGUAUCUCACAGUUUGUGAACAACGAUUCUCUUCGUCUCUCUCUCUCCCCAUCAUUCUUGCAUCAGAUUUCGUUUACUUCAUAGCAUCGCAUGUGUUGCCGCUCUCGCGCCAGCGAAAUCGUGAGAGAGAAAACCGAGAGAGAGAGCGCAAAGUAGGAAUUUUUACAGUGUACGGCGUUGAACACUGAGCGGAGAUACCGAGUCUCGUCAGUAUCGCAGGAGAUUCCUAGGCGUGAGCACUUGUUUGAGGGGUGUCGCUGUCCGAGGGAGAAAGCCAAACACUCGCAUACACACACAUUGUGCCGACAAGUUCUUGCUCCCGUGCAAACAUCGAGGACGUCGCACGAGCAAAUAUCUCACAAGCAACACUCAAUCAUAUCGGAUCUGCACAUUAUACUCCGAACCGCGGAUGAUGCGCUUUUGGCGCGGCUGAAGCCAGAGGAAAAUUGUGUGACGUUUUGAGAAGAAUACCAUGCAAGAUAUAACAGCAGGUAAUUAAAGCAGAUCGUCAGGGAUCCCUCAAUUUGAAAGCUCGUUCAUAUCCAUCGUGAAAAGCUCUGAAAGGUUUCAACUCAAUGAUUGAGUCAGAGGAGCUGGAAGUUCUGUGUGAUAUACAAAUAGAUGACAUCUUCCGGGAUGAUGACAUACCGUCCAUAGGAGGUGUCACAGAACAGGAAAUAGAGUCGGAAACGCAACCAGAUCCGACUCCGGUCAUUUCGCUGGAUACAGCGCCGGUAAUGGUAGAGAUUCCCGCGCCAUCAGAGUGUGAACAGACAAGUAGUAUUCUCGAACUGCCACAAUCUGUGCUAUCGCCAGCAGAAUCAGCCUCAUCCGCCUCAUCGGACAGCUGGUCAACGACCAGCACUUCAACCGAUCACAUCUCGAAGAGGACCAAGAGGAAGUGUAUUCCAUGCAAUCUUACCUUCAAGCACCACUAUGACUUCUUCGAACACCAUCGCAAGCAUGUCUCCAUGCCCAUCCUGAAGCUGAAACAGUUGACACAGAGAGAGAUACAGUUCCAGGAGUUCAUGAAGAAGGGCAAGCAACAGUUCUUGUGCGCUCGCAAGAAGACUUUCCCCAAUAUUGUAUUGAAGAAACCCGAAGGAGACGGCCUGAAGUUAAAGUUCAAGUUCCACAACGUACAGAUGAACCAUGAUGAGGAUCAGAGGCUAAAUGGUAUUCGCGAUGAGUUCAGGCGAACGAUAGCAGCGGAGAGAAGAGGGGAGAAGAUCCUGAAGGCAAGUGAGAUCAAGCAGAGCCCACCGGGAUCGCCAGGACUGCAGAACAGAGGGAUCAGAGAGUUGAUACCCAUUCCUGAGCUGCCCGUUGAAAUGAUGUCGCCAGAGAAGAUUCAUUUUGAAUGUCCCACCCUGGAUGGACUGGAUCAGUUCAACAGCGAGUCGAGGGAGGACGCAUCGGACAUCCUGAAGAACUUGUUGGAGCUGAAUCAACAGCCUCUGAUGGAGCCUGAGUGGAAUGGGCCGAAUGAAUUUAUCUCGAUUGAUAAGUUAGGGCAUAUUUGCCGCGUGUGUCACAUGAACUUCACCGAUCCGGUGCUUUUGUUCCAACAUCAGAGACAAAGUGGGCAUGAUAUGCCUCCGCAAGGACCGCCAAUGCCACCGCAAAGCUUUCCGAUGUCUCAACAUCCGCCCAUGCCGCGUAUGCCCGCCAAUCAUAUGCAUUACCGAUCACCUGAGCCGAUAGGCAAUUUCCCCGGCCAAAGGAUCAGAGACAUUCAUCCGCAAGUAUCGCCUGGAAGCCAGAUGGCUGCGCUGCGCUUGCAGCAGAUCCGUAAUGGCCAGUUCCGCCCUGUCAUGCCCGUCCAGCCGCCCUUCAUGCGUGGUCGUCAUCCGCCUCCGUUGUACAGGGUUGGCGGAGCUCAAGGCGUCCCGCCGAUGGCAAACAUGGGCAGCCGGCAGCAAUUGCUGCAACAGCCGCCCAUGCUGAAUGGACCACAAGGGCCUCAGGGAUACAGAUUUGCCGUGUCCAACGGCAUGAUGAUGAAUGGAGGUAUUGUGAUGGAGCAGAACUACAAUCAGGGGCAGCAAAUGUUGCAGGACUCACAGCUGCAGGCUCCGAUGCAUGGCAUGGGGCCAAUGUUCCGCGGCGCCCGGCCAAAUUUACCUCCCAGGCGCCACUCAGUCGCGCCAAUCCCCAUCCGGCCAAAUCUUUCGCAGUUUCAGCAACCACCGGCGAAGAAGCCUCGACAGGAGCUGAUGGGAGACGCGCCAAUGGUGACGAUGCCACCACGAGCGGAGGGUGUUCCUGUGAUUGAGAGCGUCCAGAGUGGAUCGGCGGUGGCCCUGCCUCAGGCUGAGUGCAGCAAAACCAGCCCUGUGCCAUCCGGACAGAAGAGUCCGAAGGCCGUGGCGAGUAUCCUGGCCAACAGGGGGAUUACCGUGACUCAGUCUGACUUCUCCAAGACCAAGGAGAGUGCAGCCAACGACAAGUCUCCAGACUCAGUGAAAGACAAAUUGGCUGAUGAAACAGAGAGCGUGGUGCAGAAAUUGGCUCUCAACAGCUCAGUGAGUAUAAUUUCCAAAAAGAAAACUCCCUUGUUGACCAUCGACGUGACAGAGGAGGAGAUGAGUUCCGCAAAGCCGGCAGCUUCCUCGCCGUCCACGGAAAACCGCCCGAAGACGGCGGAUUUGAUUCCCGCCAAACCGGGAGUAAAACCCCGACACACCACCUUCUUAUCCUGCCCGGACGUGCGAUGUCAGAAGAAGUUCCUGACCGAGGAGGCGCUCCAGAGGCACACACAGAAGGGACACCACAGCAACAUCCGCUUCAAGUGUACCAAAUGCUCAGUGAUGUUCUCCUCUUCGGAGAGUCUCAUCAUCCACCAGAGACGCGUCCAUCGAUCUGUAAGAAUGCCUGGCGAGGAUCUGGGCAUCCCUAUUGUGGAUCUCAACAGCGCCCAGACGCGCAUGAAGCUGCUAAGCAUGGGCAUCAAGAACUUCAUCCCGCUGGGAAAUAUCAACAAAGUUUCGAAUGGCUUCUUCGGUCUGCCUCUGGUGACCCUCAAAGGAGCACCAAAUGCAGCCAUCUCCAACCUGCAGAAUAUCGGGGCGGACAGCGUCCUGUCUCUGGGCCCCAUAAAGCCCAUUAUGCCGAAAUAGCCCUCGCCUGGUGCAGCGGAAGGAGAAUCAAAUGAAAUGUGAUGAAAGCUUAACAUAAUCUAUACAUAAGCAUUGAAUUAUAUCUAACUUCUAACUUCCUAAAGGAUGUCAAAUGAUUUAUAAAAAGUCUUCUAAGCCUAGAUAUACAUUGACAAUGUUCCUGCAAAAAUUCAAUCUUAUUGGAAUCGAAUCCCAGAAAAAAUCCAACAAGUGCUAAAUGGAUUUCAGAUUAAUUGUGUAAUUAUAUUAUUUUCUAAGUUUUUUCACAUUUAUUUAUUUUUAUUCACGAAUGUGUAUGAAAGACCAUUUGAUGUAACAUAAGAUUCUGAAGUAUGACAUUGUCGAUUAUAAGUUACAAUAUCGUUUAUAUCAAAAUAUUAUGAAAAUACAUUUUGUACAUUUACAGAUCAUUAUUAGGUGUUUUUAUGGCAUUCUGAUGGGCUGGCUAGUGAUAGAUGAGCUCUUCAGUUAACGAGAAACAUCAGGGCUAAGCAAACGCUUUUCCUGCACUCUGACCAACAAUUCCACACACAAAAGCGGAAUAGAAACUAUAGCGCGAGAAAUCAGUAAAUAUAGACAGGUGCUUCGGCAUUUCAUGCAAACACUCGUGGUAUGCAAGCAUAACUCAAUACGUAAGAUGUUUGUUUGAUUUUUUGGGAAAUGGUAUUGAACAGAAUCUUCUCUAUUUUUUCAAAAUUCACAGUUUCGUGUUGUUUCAAUUAUUAUUAAUUGAAAAGGUGGCGUCAAGACACAGACGU
Messenger RNA from Phlebotomus argentipes, 4016 nucleotides. RefSeq lists its product as uncharacterized. The record is from RefSeq and is a predicted model, not a curated record. The transcript has 2 exons. Gene Ontology annotation, molecular function: DNA-binding transcription factor activity; RNA polymerase II cis-regulatory region sequence-specific DNA binding. Gene Ontology annotation, biological process: regulation of transcription by RNA polymerase II. Lineage: Eukaryota; Metazoa; Arthropoda; Insecta; Diptera; Psychodidae. Bases 715 to 3258 code for a protein of 847 amino acids.